This is a messenger RNA of Fukomys damarensis (Damara mole-rat), 1196 nucleotides long. RefSeq names its product mannosidase beta like (gene Manbal). Gene Ontology annotation, cellular component: membrane. NCBI's taxonomy places the organism in Eukaryota, Metazoa, Chordata, Mammalia, Rodentia, Bathyergidae. The transcript has 3 exons. The record is from RefSeq and is a predicted model, not a curated record. Bases 139 to 396 code for a protein of 85 amino acids.
UAUGUGCUGAGGUCCCCGCAGCUGACCGGCGAUUCCCGGCGGGGCGGAGUUGGAGCCGCAGAGGGAACCGAAGGAAAGGGAGUUGGCUCUAGAGAGUGGUAAAUUAAAGGAGACCUCAAGCAGCAGACAGCUUGGGUCAUGGCCUCUGACCUGGACUUCUCUCCUCCUGAGGUGCCUGAGCCCACUUUCCUGGAGAACCUGCUGCGGUAUGGACUCUUCCUGGGGGCCAUCUUCCAGCUCAUCUGCGUGCUGGCCAUCAUCAUACCCAUUCCCAAGUCCUACGAAGUGGAGACGGAACCAUCUGAACCCAGAAGUGCAGAAGUAACAAGGAAGACCAAGGCUGCUGUUCCUUCUGCCAACAAGAGGCCCAAGAAGGAGACCAAGAAGAAGCGAUAGAAGUGGAGGCCUGAGGAACCAGGCGAGCCUGGGAAUCAACAUCCUGUUUUCUUUCCAUCCCAGGCUCAGUGUCUAGAUGCUGUGACACCAUCUGACCACAGAGAUCUGGACAGUCAUGAUGGUCCCCAGGCUUUAGCUGGACAGAACACCACUUCCUCCUGCUCCUGCUUCCAUGGUGGUUUCCAGUCCGGGGACUGAAAUGCCCUGUGAGCAGACACUGCCCUGGGGGGUUGUUAAGAAGCCAGUUCAUCUCACAGUUACUUAAUCACUGUGACUAGGCAAUAGGCACCCACCUUGUGGACUCACGCUACACCUUGGAAUCGCUAUCUAAUGCUGACAAGCACUUCCUCUCCCAUUGCUCUAUACCACAGAUCUGCUAAUCAGUCACCUUCAUUUCUGCUGUGUAGAUGGAGCUAGACCUCAAGUGUGUUAGGGCAAGAAGAUAUGGCCAUGCAGUGGUACUGAUCCCACUCACUGGCUGCACCACCCAGGCCUAAAAAUGCUCACUGGAAGAGCCAGCAGAAAGCCUGGACCAGAGUCACACCUGAGAUUCCUCUAGCAGGUAGAAGGGAUUUGGUUGAAUGAGUACAUAUUCUUGGGCACAAACUUUCUGAGCCUCUGAAAUAGCAGGCUUGUCAACUUCAGACCAACCUCUUCAACCCAUUAUAACAUCCAAGGUAUUAUGCCUUUGACUUCUACCUGCACACCAUCCACUUCUUCCCCCUCAGUUUUUUCAUUCUCUGAGUAGUGAAGAAAAGUUACUUGGAAAGUAAAGGUCAAUAAAGUAUUUUGCAUGCUGA